AGUAAUAUUUACAUAUAUAUAGAGAGAGAUAGAGGGCUGGGGUAGUAAUCAAAUUUGCUGAUGCUAGAAAUGAGAGCUUCAAAUACUAUGGAUCUUUGGAAUUCUAGCAAUGUCAGCUUCCAAUACAAUUCACCUACCAUUUGCAGCUGCAGUUGCUUCUACUCACCGCCUGCAUCUGUGUCUUCCUCUUCCUUCUUUUUGGGAAGUUCUCACUCAAUCAAAAUGGCAUCAUUCAACCCUUGUAUCCCCAUUCAAUUUCCAAGCUCCGAGCGCUUGAUUCUUGAAUUUCUUUGAUCAACUUUACUAUUUUAAAAAAGGUUUCUGGUUAUUCUUGCUGAUUUCAUGCUGUUUUGGGGGUCACAUUAAUUACAGCUGGUGCCGGUCGAGCCCAAUUUCAGCAACCAUAUUUGUUGUUUUCUGAAAAGUUGGGUUCUUUUUUUCACUCAAUUUUCAAGAAAACCUUGCCUUUUUACAAAGACCCUUUUGUGGAAUUUCUUGAAAGAUCAUUUUUUUUCUAUAAUCUCACUCUGAAAAUUUUGAAAAUGCUGCGUGUUUCCAUGGCUACGCAUCUGUUCAUGUUGGGGAACUAUGGAAGGUGUAAUUUUGAUCUUGGUGGAUGUUGGAGUGGUUAUGGGAAAGAAAAGAUGAGCCAUGCCCGUGCAUUGUCUACGGCUACUGGAAAUGCUGCGUCCAAGAAGACGAGGUUGAGCAUUUCACCUCUAGCUUCUUCUGCUCUGGCAGAGUCCCGUAAUUCGUCUGCAGCCAACUUCUACAAAGAGGUUCUUGAAGCUGCUAGAGAUAAAUUUACACGUGAGAUCUCUUUUCAGUCUAAAGACAAAGAUAUCUCGCUUGCAAAGGCGUUGCUUUAUGUUGGGGCUGAGGAUGAGGCAUUUUUGGCGUUCAAUCGUGAGAUUGACAUCUGUUCCGCCCACAAUGAAAGGAGAGAUACGUCACUGCUUUGUGACGGUAAAGGGAGGGAAAACGUGGAGGCUAUGUCAAUGGCUGAUAAGAAUAUAAAUGAGUGGUUGGCGGAGCUGGAUGCCAUUUCAAGAGGAUGUCAUUUGGCUGAAGUUCUGGAAGCAGUGAACAAAGUCCUUUUUGAGUCGAGAAGUUUUAGAAGGUCACCUGUCAUCGUGGAUCCAAAGUGUUCGUAUUUGCACUCUGCUUUAAGCUCUGGGUGUGCCAGUGGAGCUAUUCAAGAUAACUUCCGGGCACAGCUUGUUUGGGGUCGUCAACGGGAAGUGUGUGGAGGAUCCACGAUCUAAGGCCUCGACAUAAACAGCCACUCACUUUUAGGGCUAGAGAUUGCAACAAACCGAGAUAUAAUUGGGAUUGCUUUGGCGAAUUUGAUUAGGCUUUACUGGAAACGUGCUUCAAGAAUGAACCACGGGCUGAUGUUGACUUCUCCGCUGAGAUCAGUUCAUAAAUCCGAGGAGAAGUUCAACCAAGAUGGUAGUCCAGAAAUGCCUUUGUUGCGGCCUCAGGAACUAAGGCUCGCCAUCAUGGCUUCAGAGAGAUUGCUAAUCCUUCAGCCGCACAACUGGUGUUUGAGAAGAGAUUACGGGAUGCUGCUGUACUAUAAAAGGUAAGACAACGCGGAUUUUCUUUGUCUAGUCGUGACUAGCAGUAGUCUGAGCUCGUUCUCUGCUAAAAUGAGGUUGACACUUAA
This is a messenger RNA of Salvia splendens (bonfire salvia), 1669 nucleotides long. RefSeq lists its product as uncharacterized. The coding region runs from base 543 to 1265 and encodes 240 amino acids. The transcript has 7 exons. The record is from RefSeq and is a predicted model, not a curated record. Lineage: Eukaryota; Viridiplantae; Streptophyta; Magnoliopsida; Lamiales; Lamiaceae.